UGUAUUGUGUUGGGCACCUUCACCCGGAAGGGGGGAUUCCAACACUUAUACUUGUUCUGAGCCAGGCCCCUAUUGUGUACUAAUCCUGAACACGCCCAUGUUAGUCACGUUAGUCAUAGGCUGUGUAAUAACAACUGUGCGCGCUUUGGGACGCAGGAUGAAGCCACUUGGCUCAUGUGAUCGCUGAUGGACCGGGGAAAAAGACCUCACGCCUGGGGUGGGCCUGCUCUUCGAUGCGCUGCACUGCGAGGAUUGGAGAUCCGGAGUUUGACAGGCUGUUUUUAAUUCCGCCCAUCAACACGACACGCCUCCUCUGGUCCCAGGAGCAUGUCUGAAAACUACAAAUUGGGGAGUGAAGAGUUGGACAAAGUUGUGCGCAUCAGAUUAUUUCUAAUCUAAAAACGAGCAGAGCACACAAGGGGAGUAAUUAUAGAUGAUUUAAAUGGCGGACGAAAUACUUCUGGAAAGCGAUGGAAAACACGGCACGCAUCUCACAAAGUCUCUGCUGGCGGUGGCUUUCCUGGCCUCGUUCGGCAGCUCCAUGCUCUAUGGCUUCAACUUGGCGGUCGUCAACUCACCAGCACAGUACAUCAAAAACUUCUACAAUGAGACGCUGACAGAAAGUUACAACUGGAUUCCCGAUGAGAGGCACCUCACCAUCCUGUACUCCGUCACCGUGUCCAUCUUCGCUAUCGGUGGGAUGACGGGGGCCCUGCUGGUGGGCAAACUCGUAACCAAAUUUGGAAGGAAAGGGACGCUGGUGAGAGCGACUGUGCUGGUGUUUAUAGGAGGAGCUCUUAUGGGCUUCAGCAGAAGCUGCCGGAUGCCUGCGAUGGUCAUUUUGGGACGAUUCAUCACAGGAGUACACUCAGGUAUUUGCCUAAGUGUGGUGCCGAUGUACCUCGGUGAGAUUGCCCCCAAGAGCCUGCGAGGCUUCCUGGGCCUCGUUCCCAGCAUCCACAUCUGUCUGGGAGUCUUCAUCGCUCAGUUCCUGGGACUCCAUGAACUGCUGGGAAAGGAAGAGCACUGGCCUCUGCUCCUGUCCCUCAUAGUGUUCCCCACCAUGAUCCAACUGAUGCUGUUGCCAUGGUUUCCAGAGAGUCCACGAUACCUGUUGAUAGAGAAGGGAAAUAUUCAUGCCACCAUACAAGCUCUGAAGUGGUACCGCCCUAAAGGAAACAUCCAGGCGGAGGUGGAUGAGAUGCAGGAGGAGCAGCGCUCUCUGUCCUCUAUCCACACCAUCUCCGUUUGGGGCCUGCUUAGGGACCGUUGUGUUCGCUGGCAGGUCAUCACCAUCAUGGUGCUGAACAUCGGCAUGCAGCUGUCUGGCAUCGAUGCGAUUUGGUUCUAUACAAAUGACAUAUUUAGGGACGCAGGAAUCCCUGAUCUUAAUAUUCCGUACGUGACUGUGGGAACUGGUGCCAUUGAGGUCAUCUCUGGGAUGCUGGGGUGUUUCACUAUCGAGCGUGUGGGCAGAAGGCCUCUCAUCAUUGGCGGCUUCCUCUUCAUGGGUAUCUGCUGUGCUGGGAUCACAUUGUCUGUCCUCUUCCAGGCGCAGGUGGCCUAUAUGCGCUACAUCAGUGUCGGCUGUGUUGUUGGGAUCAUCGCUGGCUUCUGCAUAGGUCCAGCUGGUGUGCCCUUCCUGAUCACUGCAGAGCUUUUUAAGCAGUCUCACCGACCGGCUGCCUACACGGUGGCUGGUGUCCUCAACUGGAUGUCCAACUUCACCAUCGGCUUCGUCUUCCCCUUCCUAGAGAUGACUAUGGGCCCUUACUGUUACCUGAUUUUCUGUUCCAUCUGCUUGGGAGUGGCCCUCUACACCAUCUUCGUUAUUCCUGAGACCAAGAACAAAACUUUUAUUGAGAUCAGCGAGAUGUUUUCCGCCAAGAACAACAUCCUGGAAGAAGAGCUGACCUCCAAUGGGUAUCUCAAAAUGGCUGAGAUGAACGGCUAUGGAACGCUUGGCCUUCACAGCUAAAGAUCAAAGGGGCGAGGAGACAUACCUACAUUUAAAGAUGAUCUUCUUAGUAUGUAAUGACUGAAGUUAACGUAGUAGAGGUAAAAGGGGGAACUUCUGUGACCAAGACGAGAUCUGCUGCUUCAAGUUUAAAACUACAAAGACCCAUGUCCACACACACACACACACACACACACACACACACACACACACACACACACACACACACACACACACACACACACACACACACACACACACACACACAUACACACACACACACACACACACAAUAAUUUAUGUUUCAACAGUUAAUCUCCUGUCAAAGCGCAGCUCCUGUACAUAACGUGAGACAGAAGUCACGCGGUAAUGCUUUUCAAAUCAAGCAUCACUGACAUUUUAAUCAGUUUCUCCGCAUCUUAAAGCAUUUUACAGGAGCCGAGUUGGUUUCUCACAGUGCUCUGAGAAGUUUCAAUCUCCGCAUUAGCUUCACUUUGUUCAAACACAUCCCAUGAUCACUUCAUUGUUCACAGUCAGUGUUGAAUGCUUUCUUUGUUGCUCAAUUGACACUGAAAUAUGUUCAUUUAGUGACACAGCAAUAACAGCACACACUAAAGGAAGAUAUAUAAUGUAUCCAAUGUUUCAUACAGCUGUUAAAUAAGUCACAAGACAUCAGAAUGAUAUAAUGUUAUAUUUAACUGCGUGUUCACAGUGUUCAGCUCAAGGUGAACGUUUCCUCCAACAACUUGAGCUGGUGUUUGUUUCUUCUUCUGUUCACUUUGUCAAUUUGUUGUCUAUUUUACGAGAGCUGGAUAUUGUGGCCAUUUCAUUGAUAUUGUCCAAAGAUACGCACAUAUAUUUAAAGCUUGUUAAAGAGCUAUAACUUAUCAAUAUAUCAAAACAAAGUUUAGUUUUUUCUUUUUGAACUGGCCUGUUUUACAAGAACUCUGUUUAAAAUACGGUGGAAAUAAAAUGAAGGCUGUAAUGUAAAAAUGUAAAAAUGUAAUGAAUGAACUGAAAUGAAUGUAAUGAAUCUAUAUGCAAUAAAGUAAUUUACUUCACCAACCACC
Messenger RNA from Gymnodraco acuticeps, 3027 nucleotides. It is a transcript of the gene slc2a15b, whose product is annotated as solute carrier family 2 member 15b. Gene Ontology annotation, biological process: monosaccharide transmembrane transport. Gene Ontology annotation, molecular function: hexose transmembrane transporter activity. Gene Ontology annotation, cellular component: membrane. The transcript has 12 exons. The coding region runs from base 443 to 1978 and encodes 511 amino acids. Lineage: Eukaryota; Metazoa; Chordata; Actinopteri; Perciformes; Bathydraconidae. The record is from RefSeq and is a predicted model, not a curated record.